AUGCGCUCUGGACAUCUUUCUGUCUCCGCCUCCAAGCUGGUGCUAGAGAUAGUUUUGCUGGUAACUGGAAUACAUUCAAAUAAGGAAGUGGCAAAGAAGAUUAAAAGGCCCAAAUUUGCUGUGCCUCAGAUCAACUGUGAUGUCAAAGCUGGAAAGAUCAUCAAUUCUGAGUUCAUGGUGAAAUGUCCAGCAGGGUGCCAGGACCCCAAAUACCACGUUUACGGCACUGGCGUCUAUGCGUCUUACUCCAGCGUGUGUGGCGCCGCAGUUCACAGUGGUGUGCUGGAUAAUUCAGGAGGGAAGAUCCUUGUUCAGAAAGUCGCUGGGCAAUCUGGGUACAAAGGAAGUUACGCUAAUGGUAUUCAGUCUUUAUCGUUGCCAAGAUGGAGAGAAUCCUUCAUCAUCUCAGAGAGUAAACCCCAAAAGGGUGUAACCUACCCAUCGACUCUUACAUAUUCAUCAGCCAAAAAUCCAGCUGCCCAAGCAGGUGAGGCCACAAAAGCCUAUGAGAAACCAUCUAUUACGGGGACAACCACACAGCCUGUUACCCUGACACAGGCUCUAGCUAUCCCAGUAGCUGAGGCCACCCACAGAACCACAUCAAAGCCAUUGGCAGCAUCUGUAACCAGCAGCCCCAGACCCCAACCUGUGGGCCACAGGAGCCAAGAGAUGGGUCUGUGGUCCCCCACCUCCUAUGCAGGCAGCCAACACAGUCCUGGCUCUCAUCCAGGCAGGGUUCCAGAGAAGCCUACAGGAGCAGCUUUUCAGGAAUCCUGGGGUUCCUUGGAGUCUGUGCCUCUUGGAGAGAUGGGUGUGUGGAAGCCUGGACCAGUCCUUUUAGAUUCAGGAUUUGUGCCAAAAGAGGAACUCAGCACACAGUCUUCAGAGCCCGUGUCCCAGGGAGAUCCAAACUGCAAAGUUGACUUGUCCUUCUUGAUUGAUGGGAGCACGAACAUUGGCAAGCGCCGCUUCCGGAUCCAGAAGCAGUUCUUAGCAGAUGUUGUCCAGGCUCUUGACAUUGGCCCUGCUGGGCCUCUCGUGGGUGUUGUUCAGUAUGGAGACAUCCCUGCUACCCAGUUUAACCUCAAAACGCACGUGAAUUCUCAAGAUCUGAAGGCAGCUAUAGAGAAAAUUACCCAGAGAGGAGGCCUUUCUAAUGUAGGCCGUGCCAUCUCCUUUGUAACCAAGAACUUCUUUUCCAAAGCCAAUGGGAACAGGGGUGGUGCUCCCAAUGUGGCUGUGGUCAUGGUGGACGGCUGGCCCACAGACAAAGUGGAAGAGGUGUCACGAGUGGCAAGGGAGUCGGGGAUCAAUGUCUUCUUCAUCACUGUUGAGGGGGCUGCUGAAAGCGAGAAGCAGUAUGUGGUGGAGCCCAACUUCUCCAGCAAGGCCGUGUGCAGAACAAAUGGCUUCUACUCCUUCAACGUGCAGAGCUGGCUCAGCCUUCACAAGACGGUGCAGCCCCUGGUGAAGCGAGUCUGUGACACGGACCGCCUAGCCUGCAGCAAGACCUGUUUAAACUCUGCCGACAUCGGCUUUGUCAUUGACGGCUCUAGCAGCGUGGGGACAAGCAACUUCCGCACUGUUCUGCAGUUCGUGGCCAACCUCAGCAAGGAGUUUGAGAUUUCAGACACCGACACGCGCAUCGGGGCUGUGCAGUACACCUACGAGCAGCGGCUGGAAUUUGGGUUCGACAAGUAUAACAGCAAAAACGACAUCCUCAGUGCUAUCAGGAGGGUGGGGUACUGGAGUGGGGGCACUAGCACCGGGGCUGCCAUCCAGUACGCCCUGGAACAGCUCUUCAAGAAGUCCAAACCCAACAAGAGGAAGGUAAUGAUCCUUAUCACUGACGGCAGGUCCUACGAUGACGUGCGCAUCCCAGCCAUGGCUGCCUACCGGAAGGGGGUGAUCACAUACGCAAUAGGCAUCGCGUGGGCAGCUCAAGACGAACUGGAGGUGAUCGCCACCCACCCCGCCAGGGACCACUCCUUCUUUGUGGAUGAGUUUGACAACCUCUACAAAUUUGUCCCCAGGAUCAUCCAGAAUAUCUGUACAGAGUUCAACUCCCAACCUCGGAACUGAGGUCGAAGCAGACCGUUGACCGCCUGACUGACUCUUGGGACUAUCCGCCAGCAUUGUCCCUCUUCCUUGGGCAUAAAAAGGGGCAGAGCUUGGGUAGGGCUUGGGGAAAUGCUUUUGUUGUUACUAUUCUUUGCCAUCAGUGCUUUAAAUGCUUCAAAACCUGCCUGUUAAAAAGCUGCCCAUCAAAUUCAAGAUUGGGUUCAAAUGCUGCACUCUUUUGGACGUGAGGAAGACUUCACAUUUUGACAGUUGUACAUAUCUGGAAGAUAGCUCUCAUGACA
This is a messenger RNA of Cricetulus griseus (Chinese hamster), 2363 nucleotides long. The record is from RefSeq and is a predicted model, not a curated record. Lineage: Eukaryota; Metazoa; Chordata; Mammalia; Rodentia; Cricetidae.